AUGUAUGUGAACGUGAAUGUGAACGUACAUAUUGGUGGUGCUGCGCAACAACGCCCACAAUGGUUUGGCGAUCGACCUAGAAAAGAUCGGUUGGAUCGUGAUGGUUCUAAUGGUGAACGAGACGAUCAUGUCGGCGGAAAACGCCCUCGACCAGAUUGUAGUGAUGAAGAUAGUAGCGAAGAAAGUGAACACAAUGGUGGUAAACGACCUCGACCACCACGUCCAGAAAAAAAUGGAUCUCGGUAAAGAUAUCUAGCGUUAUUCCCUUUUCUGAAAGAAAGGGUUAUAGCGUCAUAAAUACAGUCAUGAAAAUCGAUAAAGUUUGUUUGUUUGUUUGUUUGUUUGCAUAAUCCAAUCAGAUUACAGCAUAUUAUAAAUCAAUGAAAUUUCUCUAUACUCAUCAAAGAUUGAUCACUGAUGAGGUAAUCGAAGUCGAGGAUCUCGAAUCCGAGGUUAGUUUUAACUGAUUAUUAACUAUUAAUUAACUACAGGUUAACUAGCGAUGAAUUAUUAAUGUAUCCAGUAAGGGUCGACCGAAGGGUAAUCGGGGUCGAGGAUCACGAAUCCGGUGUCAGUUUCUCGAAAUUCUAAUUAGCUAAUUAACUAAUUACUAAUUAGGAAAUGAAAAAUUUUGUUGUUGUCGAGUAAGGGUUGACCGAAGGGUAAUCGGGGUCGAGGAUCACGAAUCCGAUGUUAGUGUUGAUUAAUUAAUUAUUAGUUUUUCAUUAUCUAGCCACGACUUAUUAACAUCCAUUGUCAGAGUA
This is a messenger RNA of Adineta ricciae, 764 nucleotides long. The record is from the annotation of a GenBank genome assembly. Lineage: Eukaryota; Metazoa; Rotifera; Eurotatoria; Adinetida; Adinetidae.